GCCGACGCCCCGGCGGGACCCCUUCGGCCCCGGGUGCUUCCUCCAGACAGCCGCCCCGGGAAGCGGCGCUGCGAACCCGCCACGGCCUCCCCCUUCCGCGGACAAGGGAUGUGUGCGUGUGUGCGUGGUCCGCGCGCCGCCCUGAUUGUCAGUGUGCGGACCCUGCUACCGCCUCCCUCCCCGGGGGCGGUCAGGGUCUGAGGAGCAUCCGGCCGGAGGGGCGGCGUGGGGGGGGAUCCAGGCAGGCUGGCUGGGGCGGGUGAGUCUGGGCUAGCAGGAUCCCGGGUUGUCCGUACCCGGGCUGGAGGCGAGGGAGCUGGUUCCAGCUACGAGAGGGGUUAAGGGUUGCAUUGAAGAGGCUCGGGUUUCCUUUCCUGUCUCUUGGCGACGUCUGGAACUGAGUAUAUGCUGGAAGAAAGGUGAAAAUGAGUUCUUCAGUAAGAAGAAAAGGCAAGCCAGGCAAAGGAGGUGGGAAAGGGUCGUCUAGAGGAGCCAGAGGAGGCAGGAUUCACACCAAUAAAUCGCACGGGGGCGGCGGCGGCGGUGGUGGUGGCAGCGCUGGCAAUCGGAAGGCCUCAAGUAGAAUUUGGGAUGAUGGUGAUGACUUUUGUAUCUUCAGUGAAUCAAGGCGCUCAUCCAGACCUAGCAACAGUAGCGUAAGAAAAGGAGAAGCACGCCCCAGAUGGAAGCCCGAAGCCAAAGUGCCCCUUCAGACCCUGCACAUGACUUCUGAGAACCAGGAGAAAGUGAAAGCUCUUCUCCGGGACCUGCAGGAGCAAGACGCAGAUGCUGGAUCUGAAAGAGGCAUUUCCGGGGAGGAGGAAGAUGAUGAGCCUGAGUGUGAUGAUGAACAGUACUGGUCUGCUGGACGAGAAGCUUCCCUUGUUCCUGACUGUGACCCUUUGGAAUAUGCUGGCUCAGGCCCAGUGGAGCCUCAGAGUCCAGAGUUUACCGUCUCAACAUUUGCAGUGCAGAAGCUUUCCAGGUACGGCUUCGACACCGAGCGCUGUCAGGCAGCCCUGAGGCUCUGUGAUGGAGAUGUCGGGGCAUCACUAGAACAUCUGCUCACACAGUGUUUUUCAGAGACAUUUGGGGAGAAGAUGAAGAGCUCGGAGGCAGUUGCCCAUGUCAGCUUGGAUGAGUGUGUGGAACAGCGUCAGGAAGAGGCAUUUGCUCUCAAGUCCAUCUGUGGAGAGAAAUUUAUAGAAAGAAUUCAGAACCGAGUCUGGACCAUUGGAUUAGAACUGGAGUACUUGACGAGUAAAUUCUGCAAAUCCAAGCAAAGGGAAAGUACCAAAAAUACACAGGACGCUACACUUGAAGUCUGUAAAUUUUACCUCAAAGGAAAUUGUAAAUUUGGAUCAAGAUGCAAAUUCAAACAUGAAGUGCCCCCAAAUCAGAUUGUCGGAAGAGCGGAAAGAAUUGUAGAUGAUUCUCAUCUUAAUGCCCACGAAGAUGCCUCUUUUUUAUAUGAACUCGAAAUUCGAUUUUCUAAAGACCACAAAUACCCUUACCAAGCUCCUCUUGUGGCAUUUUAUUCCACGAAUGAGAAUCUACCUCUGGCUUGUCGUUUACAUAUUUCUGAGUUCCUUUAUGGCAAGGCCUUGACAUUUGCAGAAACUUCAGAACCUGUUGUGUAUUCUUUGAUAACCCUUUUAGAGGAAGAAUCAGAAAUAGUCAAUUUACUGACAAAUACCCAUCACAAGUACAGUGUCCCUCCUGUGAACUUUCUGCCAGUAUCCUCUGGGACCAGAAUAAAUAAUCCUGUCUGUCGUAAACCAGUGAUUCCAAAUAAUUCUUUUGCUUCAAAUCAAAUUCCUGAAGUUGAAAAAGAAUCAGAACCUGAGGAGGAAACAGAUGAGGAUGAAGGUCCUGCACCAGUUAUAGUGGAGAAUGAAAGCUAUGUGAACCUUAAGAAAAAGAUUUCCAAAAGAUAUGACUGGCAGGCAAAAUCAGUACAUGCUGAAAAUGCUAAAAUCUGCAAGCAGUUCCGAAUAAAACAGGCUUCCAGACAGUUCCAGUCAAUUCUGCAAGAAAGACAAUCACUCCCUGCUUGGGAAGAAAGAGAAACCAUUCUUAAAUUGUUGAGCGAGCACCAAGUGCUCAUUAUAAGUGGUAUGACGGGAUGUGGGAAAACUACACAGAUUCCUCAGUUUAUUCUGGAUGAUUCUCUGAAUGGACCGCCUGAGAAAGUGGCUAACAUCAUCUGUACCCAACCCCGACGAAUUUCAGCAAUAUCUGUUGCUGAACGUGUUGCUAAAGAAAGGACAGAAAGAGUGGGUCUGACUGUGGGGUACCAGAUCCGGCUAGAAAGUGUCAAGUCCUCAGCCACCAGGCUGUUAUACUGCACCACGGGCGUGCUGCUGAGAAGGCUGGAAGGAGACACAGCUCUCCAAGGAGUCACCCAUAUCAUCGUUGAUGAAGUUCAUGAGAGGACAGAAGAAAGUGACUUCUUGCUGCUAGUCUUGAAGGACAUUGUGUUGCAGAGACCAACUCUUCAAGUUAUUCUAAUGAGUGCAACUUUAAAUGCUGAGCUCUUUUCAGAAUAUUUCAAUUCCUGCCCAGUUAUUACUAUACCAGGUCGUACAUUUCCUGUUGAUCAGUUUUUUCUGGAAGAUGCAAUUGCUGUGACAAGGUACGUGUUACAGGACGGGAGCCCGUAUAUGCGCUCCGCGAAGCAGAUGACAAAGGAAAAGCUGAGAGCAAGGCGCAGCAGAACUGCAUUUGAAGAAGUAGAGGAAGACCUAAGGCUCUCUCUCCAUCUCCAGCCCCAGGAUUCUGUCAAAGAUGCAGUGCCAGACCAGCAGUUAGAUUUCAAGCAGCUCCUGGCCCGCUAUAAAGGGGUUAGCAAAUCAGUCAUCAAAACAAUGUCCAUCAUGGAUUUCGAAAAGGUUAAUCUUGAAUUAAUAGAGGCCUUGUUAGAGUGGAUUGUAGAUGGAAAGCACUCCUACCCUCCAGGUGCCAUACUUGUAUUUUUACCGGGACUAGCAGAAAUAAAAAUGCUGUAUGAACAGCUACAGUCUAAUUCUCUCUUCAACAACAGACGCAGUCAUCGAUGUGUGGUACACCCACUUCAUUCAUCUUUAUCCAGUGAAGAGCAGCAGGCGGUGUUCGUAAAACCCCCUGCCGGUGUAACCAAGAUCAUCAUUUCCACCAACAUUGCAGAGACAUCCAUAACCAUCGACGAUGUUGUCUAUGUCAUCGAUUCCGGGAAAAUGAAAGAGAAGAGAUAUGAUGCCAGCAAAGGGAUGGAGAGCCUAGAAGAUACUUUCGUCUCUCAAGCCAAUGCUCUGCAGAGGAAAGGUCGAGCAGGCCGUGUUGCCUCUGGGGUCUGCUUCCACUUAUUCACCAGCCAUCACUUCAAUCACCAGCUGUUAAAGCAACAGCUUCCAGAGAUUCAAAGAGUGCCGUUGGAGCAGCUAUGUCUGAGAAUUAAAAUUUUAGAGAUGUUUAGCACUCACAAUCUCCAGUCUGUGUUCUCUCGGCUCAUUGAGCCGCCGCACACUGACUCUCUCCGCGCCUCAAAAAUACGAUUACGAGACUUAGGAGCAUUAACUCCAGAUGAAAAGCUGACCCCCCUAGGGUAUCACUUGGCCUCUCUGCCCGUGGAUGUGAGAAUCGGCAAACUGAUGCUGUUUGGGUCUAUCUUCCGCUGUCUGGAUCCUGCCCUCACCAUUGCUGCCAGUUUGGCUUUUAAGUCUCCUUUUGUGUCUCCCUGGGAUAAAAAGGAGGAAGCUAACCAGAAAAAGCUAGAAUUUGCAUAUGCAAACAGUGACUAUCUGGCUCUUCUACGAGCAUAUAAGGGAUGGCAGCUAAGUACAAAAGAAGGAAUGCGUGCAAGUUACAAUUACUGCAGACAGAACUUCUUGUCUGGAAGAGUUCUUCAGGAAAUGGCCAGCCUCAAACGACAAUUCACUGAACUGUUAUCAGAUAUAGGCUUUGUCAAGGAGGGACUCAGAGCAAGGGAAAUUGAGAAAAGAGCCCAAGGAGGAGACGGUAUCUUGAACGCCACAGGAGAAGAGGCAAACUCAAAUGCUGAGAACCCCAAGCUGAUAUCAGCAAUGCUGUGUGCUGCUCUUUAUCCAAAUGUAGUGCAGGUGAAAAGCCCAGAAGGGAAAUUUCAGAAGACCAGUACCGGAGCUGUCAGAAUGCAGCCCAAAUCAGAGGAGCUGAAGUUUGUCACCAAGAACGAUGGCUAUGUGCACAUCCACCCUUCAUCGGUGAACUAUCAGGUCAGACACUUUGACAGCCCCUACCUGGUGUACCACGAAAAGAUCAAAACUAGUCGGGUGUUCAUUCGAGACUGCAGUGUGGUGUCCGUGUACCCACUGGUCCUGUUCGGGGGAGGCCAAGUGAGCGUGCAGCUUCAGAGAGGGGAGUUUAUUGUGUCCUUGGAUGAUGGUUGGAUCCGAUUUGCGGCUGCUUCGCAUCAGGUGGCCGAAUUAGUAAAGGAACUCCGUUGUGAACUUGACCAGCUCCUCCAGGAUAAGAUAAAAAACCCAAGCAUAGAUCUGUGUACAUGUCCUCGAGGAUCCCGGAUCAUCAGCAUGAUUGUGAAACUUGUCACCACACAAUAAAGUCCAGUCUCAGGAGAGUGCUUGCUCUUCCCCUGCUUCUCGCUCACCUGGGCAAUAACAGCAGCACCUCUCCCUCCAGGCAGGCUCCGCUCUCUGGGCUGCCCCAGAGAAGGAGCCCAGGGCAGGCACCGCACAGGCCCUGAGGCACCGCACACCUUUAGGGAAGGUUCCCAGACGGAGUAUUUCUGACAGAACAAGGACACUCCCAGCACAAUUUGGAGUGUCCAUGUGAGGCAGUCUAAAAAACCGGCUUGCCUGUCUUUUUCUCUGUGACUAUCCCGAAAUGAAUGAAAUUCACCUCAUCAUACAAAAGUGAAUGUUGAAUCUCGAUUCGGUUUUAAUUUAUGUAUUUUUUUUCUAUUUACAUGAGGAGAAAUACUGAAAUUUUUUCUGUUGUAAAAGCUCAUCUGAAAGAAGUUAGAAUAGAGAAGGACAAAAAAUCAUGUAAGCAAGAAAAAUUAAGAUUUCAUUUUAGGCUAUUAGCUACGAAGUAAACUUAAACUUGAUAUGUGAGGGAUUUUUAUUUUACUCAUUAAAGGUCAGCCUAAAAGACCUGAAGAGCUCUUAUUUGUUGUUAAAAUGCAAGCUGGUUUUAUCCUUACCAUUCUUCUUCUUAGAAGCAGAAGAGUCUAGGUGUCUUUGUUCUGUUUUUGGAUUUCCAUUUAGGAAUCUCUGCUCUUUCUUAGGAACACCCAGAUCUAAUGGCCACAUUGCACAUUACCCAGCAAGGAAUUUUGACGGUCUUCUCCGAGCAGACUUGGCACAGCCGAGGUAGAAAAGAUUGCCAUGCUAGUGUCAGAUUUUCAGCCAUAAAAAUGUCUUCCAGGAGGCUGCUUAUUUUCAACCAAUGGGGAGCUAACAUUUUGAAAAACUAUCAGUACAUUGACAUUUUCUCUAGGCAUUUAUCCAUGUGGCCAAGAAGCAUCGCAGAGAGCUGAGUAGAAAAAAUAUUCUUACGUGUGUGUGGCACUUGGGUAGUCACUGCAGGUUUCAUACCAUAGAUGGAAUUCAGACUAAUCAGCAGAACCACCACAGUGAAGGGAGUUCACUUUUCACAGUAUUAUUUCAGUUAAAUUUUCUAGGCUGUCCAAAAAGGUCAUUGCCCAGCGUGUUUAAGCCUUGGCGCACUCGAAGAGCUUAGACUCUUAAGUAUUGAUUAAAAGGCAUUAAUCAUGUCAUCACUUUAAAUUUAAAAACACGCAUAUGCAUAGCACCUGCUGUAUUCAAAUUCUGACUCGCAGUGGAAACCAGGCUCACGUUACAGAACUGCUCAGGAGAAAUGAAGAAGACCACACUAACCCUCUAAAACAUCUUUUGGAACCAGUUCUACUCUCGUGGUGCUACAGUGGAGCUGAUGUUGGCCGCCCCCCGCCCCCAGAGACAUCUGCCCAAGCCGACCUGCAGCUUUCCACGCGGGUUUGCAGCAGAGCACAUGGUGGGGAGUAAACUGCACAAUUUUCCAUCCUGAGCACUGAGAAAUCGCUCCCCUCAGGGAAGCUAUCCUUGGGCUGGUUACUUGUAGCCACACACAAAUGCACAACUCAUUCCACAGAUGUGCCAGAAUGUGGAAGAGAUCAGGAAGCCUUGACUGAAGACACUGAGUAAGAAAAUCCUCCCUGCCAAAACCAAACUUCUUACACCCCAGCAGUAAAAUUAUGAAGUCAAUGAAGCAGGAUGACUUCACAAUUGAAGGUCAGAAUGCAGUAUGGCAUUUCACGGUGAAAUCAGAUUUCUAAACCCCAGCAAGAUGGUCAGCACUUAAUGUUCAUUUUAUGGAGAAUUCUGUAAAUGUCGUAAAUGUCUGCAGUAUCUGUUUUACUGGAAUCUAGCUAGGGAACAAUAUUGGUAAAGUACUUGCUACAAAAGUAGUCUGCAUUGGGGUUUUGUAAUCUGGGUCUAUGGGGAGUUCUCGGGAAAUGGGAAUAAACAUUCUUGCAGAGGUGGUCCUAGGUUGGCAAAGCACUAGUUCUGCCCUCUUCCUCCUUGAGUUCCGUACCUGAAUAUUACAAUUCAGACUCCCUGACAAGUAAUGAACUUUGGUCUUUAUCGUCCCAUUCUAUUAUUCGGGCAGUUUAACUAAUACGCCAAAGCGCACAGCCUGUGGAUCUGUAUGCAAAUGGUAAAUGUUCUUUUUCCUUUCUAGGCAGUGGUUGGAAUAUGUCCUUAAGAGGUUAUCAUAAAAUAAGACCUUGUGAAAGCACUUUGUAAAAUUAAAAUGUAGCAAAUGUAAGCAAAUUGGGGCCGAGGGUGUGGUUUUCAGAUGUGGCCCAGGCUGGCUUUUUGAGAACUGCACUCUUGUGUUUCUCAAUUGCUGGGCUGAGCUGGGGCGCUCAGGCAUCACACUUGGAGGGUGUCUUGUGGGUAUCACCUAGUUGCCACAUAAAUGAGGAUCCCUGGGGGCGUGAUAAUUAUGCUCACACUGCCAUUAUGCUUAAACAAGCCUAGGCAGAUGUUGGCUCUUUCCUCCUAAGUCAUGCUAGAAUUAAGCAGAAUGCCUAGAGCUUAUUUUCUCCCAAAUGCAAGGGGAAAGUUUGCUUGAAAUUUUUAGCCAGUUAAUAAAUACAGGGUGAUCUAUUGUUUUCAGAAGUUAGAUCUUGAUCGUGAAACUCUGUCAAUACUUGAGUACCCACAGUACAGUGCCUCCGGUGGGAACAAUGUAGAAACAGCUAACACAGUGUAUUGUCCCAGCAAUCGUUUCAGACUGUUCCAGAGUGGCAGGCUUCUUCCAUUCUUUUUAAGUCUCACACGUGUAAAGCUAUAUAAUGACUGUGUAAACCAUUAAUCACAAUGAGGCAUUAACAGGAGAGACUUUUUUUUCUUGCCAUUUCAAAGUUAAUACCCCCAAAACCAUAUAUCAAAGAGAUUGGUCUUCAGUAAGAUUUAUAGCCAAUCACUAAUCCUUAAGGUGCUUUCAAAUCUUAGAUGUCUUAAUGAUUUGCUUUGUCAAAGAACAGAGAAAGAGUUGUGCUGGAAAUCACUCGCCUGAUAUGAGCCACCAGGAGUGAGGGACAUCGAUAUUUCAUAAAGAUACAGGACAGCAGCCCAAACAUGAACUUGUUCCCACAGACAGUUCAUUCUCUCUCUGCCCCAUCUUAGCCCAACAGGGGCCACCCCCACAUUUACUCCUGAGUCAGUUCCAACACAGGGAAUUGAGUAAACAAGCCAGGAGAGAGCUAGGAGGAGAAUGAUUUAGAAUCCAUUUACUGGAUUUCUCCAUCUGCAUUUCAACUUUUUAGGAAAGAAACAAAUUGCAACAAAAGACAGUAGGAGGGGUUGGUUUGAAAAAGCAGCGUCCCAGGGAGAACUGGGGGCUUAUGUCUCAUUCUUGAUUUUGGCUCUGGUCACAAUCUCAGUGUGGUGAUAUCAAGCCCCAAAUUGGGCACUGUGAUCAGCAAAGGCUGCUUGAGAUUCUCUCCCCUUCUCUCCCUCUGCCUGUGCCCCCACUUAUGGGCUCUUUCUCUCUCAGUAAAUAAAUACUUUUUUUAAAAAAAAAGGCAACUUCCCAUAAAUACCAACAAUGUAUUUGAGAUGAUGACCCUGACAUUACAAAUACAAUAUUCCAAAAUAUGGUGUAAUAAUGUAUUUAAUAAACAUUUUCAGCAGAAGCAUUUCAAACUGAGAGGUUUUGUUACUAUUAUUCCUUAUGCAGAAAAAUGCAGUCACUGAUACCUCCUCCAACCUAGGUUUUUACUAAAAUUGGCCUGAAGGAGGUAAUUUCCUUUCAAGUCAAAUGAGCUUAUUUUUAUAAAGGGGAGAUUAUCCCUGGCCGAUUUUCUUCUACAGUGAUUCAAGACAGGAUAACAUAGCCCAAAAGACUCAUUUACUUACUGAGAGUCCCCUUUUAAUAAGUUUUGCCUCAUUCCAUACCUAAGUUUCAAGUGUAUUAAAAGUAUGUGUUAACCAUUCAAGUAAGACUUUAUUUGUCCGUGGAGGUUGAUUAACUAUAAUAUAGGCUCUUACCAUGUACAAAGACUAUAAAGAAGUUUCCUCACAGGAGCAAAUGUGUAUUUUGCUUGUUUUAAACCAGUGGUUCUCAACUGGAGGCAAUUUUGCCCACCAAGGCCCAUUUAGCAACAUCUGGAGAUGUUGUCACAACUGAGGGGGGGAUUGGGAGGUACUCCUGGCAUCCAGGGGUUAGAAGCCAGAGAUGCUGCUGAGUAUCCUACAAUGCACAGAAUCUUCCUCGAACAAAAAAUUAUCCAGUUCAAAAUGUCAGUAGUGCCAAGGUGGAGAGAACCUACUUAAACAAAAUGAGAUAGGUGACUACUUAAAAUGUCUAGCUAUUAGUUACUAAUCAUAUAAAUUACACCCACAGUUGUCUCUGAAAAUUAUGCCUAAAUCAACCCUAAUCAACAUGUACUGUGUGAAUAAGAGCAUAUGAGCCCAUCAUGUUGUUACCAAAUGCAGAGUACUUAAGGUCUGAGGAAAUUAUAUGUACCAAUGGGAAAAGCUAUAUACAGAUGGAUAGGGAUACAGUUACUUUAAAAACAUGUUCUACCAUUAAAUUUCAUUUUUGUAAGUAUCACAUUUUGAAAAUGUGAAAAUAAGUUAAAAUGUGUUUUGAAAAUACAAUUAGUAUGCGACACUAAUACUGUUAACAUUUUCCACUUGCAAAACUCAAGUUCUCACACUUAGGCCCACAUUAGAUAUCUGAAAUACACACACCCUUACUUUAUCAUUCUGUUACCUGAACAGAGUCCAACCUUUGGCCAAUAUUAUAUAACACAAAUAGGGUUUUAAGAAGGGGGAUGGGGGGCGCCUGGGUGGCUCAGUGGAUUAAAGCCUCUGCUUUCGGCUCAGGUCAUGAUCCCAGGGUCCUGGGAUCGAGCCCCACAUCGGGCUCUCCGCUCAGCAGGGAGCCUGUUUCCUCCUCUCUCUCUCUCUCUGCCUGCUUCUCUGCCUACUUGUGAUCUCUGUCUGUCAAAUAAAUAAAUAAAAUCUUAAAAAAAAAAAAAUAAGGGGGAUGGGAAUAUAUAGCUCUAUUGGUGGAUAACUGUAAAAUGUUGAAAUCUAACAUGAAGCCUAAUCAGGAACUGUAAUUUCUAGGUUCAGUAAUCCUCCUACUGUUUGAACUGGGGAAAAAACAACAACAACCACCAAAAAAAAAAAAGUUUAUUUUAGGACUUGAUCAUUAGUAAGAUUACCGGACUGAAAGUCAGAGAUGUGUUAUGAUCUUCAGACAGAUGUCUUUACAAAUAGGGGCCAUGCUAUACCAUAGGCACCAAGGGACAAUCCCAUCUGAGGAGGAAACUAAUCCAUUCAUUAUAGACCCAGCACAAAAUAAUCCAUAAUUAUAGACGUUUCUGUUAAUGCCGCCCUUCUGUCUCUGAAAUUCACCUGUGCACUUUCCCAUUUAAACUCCAGCUGUCCCCAUUAUUUCUGGUCCAUAAAUCUUUAUACCAUACUUUCCACAGUAAGCAUGGCUAAGACGGAUUAAUGGAAGCAUGCAAUCUGAUUAGUUAACAAGGAGGCUGAUUGUCCAGUUUAUAACUAAUGUGUGCUACGUGGCUAGUUUGAGACCCAUUUUGGGGUUGCAGAAAUUCCUCCCACAUUUAUGCUCUUAAUUUCAACAUAACCAACAUUUUAAGCAGGUGCUAUGUGCCGGCCACCCUAGGAACCCAGGAUACAAAGAUAAACUGGGACACAGGAAAGAGGACAAUAGAGGAAUAAAGUUUACUUGAAUAAACUCUAUCAGGAGCAUAAUUAACCCCUCACCUUUGAAGGUUUUAAAGAAACUAGAUCCCUAUAUGUUGAAAUUAAAACAAAGCAUACUAAUGGCUUUGACCAAGUCUUAAUUCUUUUUAAGGAUCUCAUCUCAUUCAGCAAUUAGAUGUGCUUUUUUUUAAAAGAUUUUAUUAAUUUACUUGAGAAAGAGCAAGUGAGAGUGAGCAUGAGUGUGGGGGAGGGCCAAAAGGAGCAGAAGAGUGACAAGCAGACUUCCUGCUAAGCAGGGAGCCCAAUGUGGGUCUCGGUCCCAGAGUCCUGGCAUGACCUGAGCUGAAGGCAGAUUUUUUUUUUAAAGACCUUAUUUAUUUGACAUAGCAAGAGAGCACAAGCAAGGGGAGCAGCAGAGGAAAAAGCUGGCUCCCCGCUAAGCAGGGAGCCUGACUCAGGGUCCUAGCUCAGGACCCUGGGAUCGUGACCCACUGUAUUUGGGAGGCACCUGGGUGGCUCACUUGGUUAAGUGCUCAACUCUUGGCUUUAGCUCAGGUCAUGGUUUCAUGGGUCAUUUGAUGGAGCCCCACCUUGGGCUCCGUGCUUGGCGGGGGGAGUCUGUUUGACAAUCUCUCCCUCUGCCCCUCCCCACAAUCACACCUGUGCUGUCUCUCAAAUAAAUAAACUUGAAAAAUUAAAAAAAAAAAAAAACAUUAGAAAAUCUAUGUGACCUUAAAUUAGGCAGAGUUCUUACCCACAGACACCAAAAGCAUGAUCCAUUAACAGAAAAAAAUUGGUAAAUCAGUCAAUUUCUUAAACUUCUGCAGCUCAAAAACAUCAUUAAGAAAAUCCAAGACAAGCCACAGACUGGGAGGAAGUAUUUGCAAAUUAUAUUUCGGUAAAGCACUUGUAUCUAGAAUAUAUUGACUUUAGAGCUUGGGUGCCUGGAUGGCUCAGUUGGUUAAGAGAAUGCCUUCAGCUCAGGUCAUGAUCCUGGAGUCCCAAGAUCAAAUCCUGCAUCAGGAUCCCUGCUCAGCAUGAAGUCUGCUUCUCCCUCUGACCCUUCCCUCUCAUGCUCUCUCUCUAAAAUAAAAUCUUAAAAAAAAAAAAAAAA
This is a messenger RNA of Mustela lutreola (European mink), 11346 nucleotides long. It is a transcript of the gene DHX57, whose product is annotated as DExH-box helicase 57. Gene Ontology annotation, molecular function: RNA binding; ATP binding; protein binding. The transcript is spliced from 24 exons. Gene Ontology annotation, cellular component: intracellular anatomical structure. The coding region runs from base 426 to 4577 and encodes 1383 amino acids. The record is from RefSeq and is a predicted model, not a curated record. NCBI's taxonomy places the organism in Eukaryota, Metazoa, Chordata, Mammalia, Carnivora, Mustelidae.